CAACGACCACCUCGCACGCAUCGUCGAGAUGGCAGAACCAGCACCAAAAAAGGGUCGUCUGACCUUGUAUGAGGACCUCCUUAGUGAGGAGUCCCUCGCCCAGAUGCGCGCCAAAGACGCCGAGAAGCAGGCGGCGCAGCAGGCCAAAAAGGCCAAAGACGCAUCACUCAUGUUCAAGCCGACAAACAUUGGCGGCAACAAGAAGGCCCAACAGAAGCCGGCCAAGAAACCCAACUUUUCGGCCAUGCACAAACUCUCCUCCAGCACAUCGACCCAGUCGGCAGCCCAACCAACAGAGCCAUCCUCAGACGCGCCAGGAGCACCGCCGCAAUCCGGUCCAAAACUUACACAGACGCGCGGUUACGAGGACUGGUUGGCCAACGACGAGGAGAUGGACUGGGUGUACGACCGUCAGCAGCAGGAACGAGAACAGCGCAAGGCGAAGAAGAAGAACAAGAAGAAGAACAAGUACGAAGAGAAAGUGCGCUCGUGGGAUGACAUAUAUGACCCGACUGUACCUGUGCCAAUUGCCGAAUUCGCCCGGUCCGACUUCCACUACGAUCUCGAAGAGGAGUGGAAACAGAGAUUAUAUGAGGCCAACAAGCGCGAGAAGAUUCGCCAGGGCAAGUACGAGAGGUCUGGUGAUGUUGACAUGGAUGGAGGCCCACGUUCGCGCAAGGGCAUGCAGUUCGCCCCACCAGGUCAGAUGUCCUUCGCACCGCCUCCUUCUUUCGACUCGCGCUCGCGCUCACAGCAGCGGUCGAACGAUCCGUACUCUGGCGCAUCCUCUCCUCUUCGCGAUGCGAGCAGUGGGCGUGAGUCCGGUGAACCAACAGCAGCCUAUGCGCCACCCCCACCGGCUGCAGACGUCAACAUGGAAGAGACAGCCGACGAAGCUUACGCUCGACGCAUGGCCAUGAGCAGCUUGGCUGCUCCACCAGCCCCAUCCUUCGCUCCACCUCCGCCGCCGCCAGCGCGUCCAGCAGCACCUGGCAUCACUCCGGCGUCUGCUUCACCUCCUGCUGCAUUAGGCUCUACGUCAUCAGAUCCUGACGCGGACAAGAAGGCGAGAGUAGCAGCGCAGAUCGCAGCCAUGAAAGCAAAGUUCAGCAAACCUGCUCCUGCUGCAACACCAUCAACAGAAGGCCCCACGCCUACUCCGCCGUCUGCUCCCACCGUUGCGCCGCCGACUACUCAAUACAGCUCUACGGCUCUUCAACCACCGCCUCCGACCGCCAAUGGACAACCAGCAGUCUCUGCUCCGAGAUACGAUGCCGCUUGGCUGGAUGCCCCUACAGUCACUCCACAACCGGGCGUCGGUGGAACGAUCAGUGCUGCUCCGACCUUCAAUCCUGAGUAUCUCGCUCAACAACAUCAACAGACGAGUACCAUCUCAUCUGAUCAGAACGCUCAAUCGCGUGAAGAAGCCGAGGAACGUACGAACCGCCCUGGCCAAGAUGGUUUUGCUGAACGUCUGAUGAAGAAACUUGGUUGGGAGAAGGGUCAAGGUCUUGGUGCAUCUGGUGACGGCAUUACGACCGCUUUGCAGAUGCAAGCUCAGAAGCGCAAGAAGAAGUCGGAUGCUCAGGGCGGCGGGUUUGCUACUCCAGCUGCCAUGGGCAAGAUCGUCGGCGGCAAGAAAGCGAAGCCAAAACCUGGUGAAAGCUCCAAUCAAGGCCCUUCCAGCGAGCUCGAAGACAUGUCUCCGGUUGUGAAGCUGUCUGGAAUGCUCGAAAAUAUGGACGUUGACCACGAGAUUGCGGAGAACAAUUUGAUGCAAGAGAUUGGGGACGAGAUGGGAGAGCAGUAUGGGAAGGUGGAGCGGCUGUAUAUCUGGCGCAAGAAGGACGGAGGCAACGAUGAGGUGUUCGUGAAGUUCACCUCGCCGCUGAGUGCCGUGCGUUGCUUGAAGGGAAUGGACGGGACCGAAUUCGCAGACAACAAGGUGGAAGCUUGUUACUGGGAUGCGGAGAUGUUUGAGCGUGGCGAGUACGCCUUGCCGUAGGUGAGUACUGAUUUCUUUUUGUUUUUGCUUUGACUCUAGCGUUCGGCGUCAGGCGGCGGCAGCGGGAAAUGAUAUUCGGGCAUGUGGAUUGAUUUGGGCAAUUUGUUCUGGAACCGAGGGAGGACAUAUCAGUGGGUGAUGAAAUUUGACUGCAUAUACAGCGGGCUGCGAUGUGUAUGCUUCUAAUUUGCGAGCGGAUACAAGGGCAACUGGCCCCGCUACGGAGCGGUCCACCGAGAGGCUACGGACCCGGAAUCUGUAUUAUUAACCUUAUCUCAGAAUGGCGAGGUCGAAUUACCUCUUCUCAUCGAUAAAGCCAAGGAGCUCAGCAUGCAGUAAGGAA
This is a messenger RNA of Cercospora beticola, 2348 nucleotides long. RefSeq lists its product as uncharacterized. Gene Ontology annotation, molecular function: RNA binding. NCBI's taxonomy places the organism in Eukaryota, Fungi, Ascomycota, Dothideomycetes, Mycosphaerellales, Mycosphaerellaceae. The record is from RefSeq and is a predicted model, not a curated record. Gene Ontology annotation, biological process: mRNA cis splicing, via spliceosome. Gene Ontology annotation, cellular component: precatalytic spliceosome.